Messenger RNA from Lytechinus pictus (painted urchin), 5035 nucleotides. RefSeq names its product plasminogen-like. The record is from RefSeq and is a predicted model, not a curated record. The transcript has 4 exons. The coding region runs from base 111 to 692 and encodes 193 amino acids. NCBI's taxonomy places the organism in Eukaryota, Metazoa, Echinodermata, Echinoidea, Temnopleuroida, Toxopneustidae. Gene Ontology annotation, molecular function: signaling receptor binding; endopeptidase activity.
ACAGGAAGAUCCAGCAGACAUUGGCACAUCAAGCAGUAACGGAGAGCAAAUCGCCAGAGUUCUAGAGUCCUCAUCGCACUCUCUUUUGACUGUAAGAAGAAAAAUUGAACAUGGACAGCAUUUUCCGGCUUUUUGCACUUACUACUACCUUCUACUUCGUAUCGAGCAAUCCGGCAUGUACGGAUGAUCCUGAUGGCAUGAAUUAUAGAGGGGAUCUAUCCGUAACUUUGAGCGGUAAAACGUGCCUGUCGUGGACAUCUCUAGAAUUGUUUAAAUCCAUAACGGAGGUCUUUCCGGAUGCAGGCCUUGGAGACCACAACCACUGCAGAAACCCGGACACAACCUUCACAGCAUGGUGUUUCACUGCAGACGAAUGGGAAUGGGAAUAUUGUGCUAUUGGUGAUUUCAGUCCACAAUGCGCGGCCACCCAUGCGACAGCCGAAUACUAUGAAGAGAUCACCGGCAAGGACUACCGUGGCACCAUGUCAACCACGAGGUCUGGAUACGAAUGCUUGAACUGGACUUCUGAAAUGCCAUUUACUGGAAUAAGACCAGAGAACUACCCCGAUGCAGGGCUCGGGGACCACAACUAUUGCCGCAAUCCUGACAGUUCCGCCUUUGUCUGGUGCUACAUAGCGGAAACUGAGAGUAACUGGGAGUACUGCAACAUUGGCUUGCCAAGUCCUCAUUAGAGAGUUGCCACUCUGAUGAUGAUUCAUUGUCUUACUAGCAGAUUUAGGUUUUUGUGAUGAUCAACUUUUGAUUUCUUAUAUUCUAUUAUUAUGACUAUAGGCCCUUUUCGGUUUUUCUUGAUAGUAGCCUAUAUUUGGCGCUUGUUUACAAACUGUUUUGAAUUCAUCUCUCACUAAGGGUAAUUGUUCAUGAAUGUCAACCAAUUUUCCUGCGUAUUUUUGUCUAAUGCUUGUGGAUAUAUAACCUGUUUGCAUGCCCGGGUAUGCAUGAUUAUUUAAACUCUUGAUACAUAUCUGUUUAUGUGAUUAAGUAAUAUGAAAAUAUAAAAAUAUAAAAAAUGAACAAAUUCUUACUUGUAAUAACGAUGAUAGAAAAUGGAAAGAGAACAGUGUUCCGGCACAUGUUGGUAAAAAGAAAUUUGUUACAAAAUGUGCCGAUAGUGCACCAUAGCCUGACAGUUUUUUUUUUUGUGUGUGCAGUUAUACUAUGCACAUUUUUGGUAACAACCUUAAAACCUGAUUUACGUUUGAUACUUAUGGUAUUGGGUUGGAGACAAAGUCUGGGGUAGUAUAUUUGCCUGUCUGUCUGUGUGUGUGUGUGUGGGGGGGGGGGGGGCUCCACGUCAUGCCAUUUCGUCCAAUGACGUCGUCUAAUGCCGUUUGGUCCAGUAUCAUUUCGUUCAAUAGUCAUUUCGUUUAAAAGCUGGUAAGUCUAAGAGCCACUUAGUGCAAAGCCACUUCUUCUAAAAGCCAUUUCGUCCAAUAUCCAGUUCGUCUAACGCCAUUGCCAGUUGGUCCAAUUGACAGUUCGUCAAAUACCCUUGAUCAAAUUCUCACUUGGUCUAAUAACCGUUACUGGGGACAGGCGCAGAUCCAGGGGAUGAAUGCCCGCCCCCGGUAAAAAGAAAAAGAAACACACCACAAUAUAGGAUGAACAAUUAUUAUUAAGACGCAAAUAGCGAUUUAUUGACCUGAUUUUAAUAACCGUAUCUUCGACGCAUUCAGCUUAUGGCCAGUUUUCUCAAGUUUGAUCACUUUUGGUGCUGCAAUUUAUUCUCCUCAUGAAUAUUAAAUCAUGUGAACUAUAUGUCCGUUUAGUAAUGUGAAACCAAGGCUCAUGCUGUUGCGAAUUUGACAUUUAAAUUUGAGUCAUAUCUCUGCAUCCCCGAAGCUUAACUCUUGUAAUAUUUAAGAACAACAAAACAAAAUACAUUUAUUAUCUUUAAUUUCUCCCCGAGUCCGUUUACGUUUUAUGUUUUUUCAGAGUUAUCCAAUGAAUGUAAUCAAAUAUUGGAGAUUCCAUUAUUUUGUUUAGCCUCAUUUGAUUUCUUUGUCUCUGAUGCCAAAAUAAAAACCGAUGAUAUUGGGCAAAGUAAUGUUCAUUAAAUAAUUAAUGUUUUUGAGGGGCUAAAUUUUUGUUUUGAAUAUAUCAUUUGUUUUGAAUAUUGUUGGGGGUAGUAUUGGUCAAUUGCUCUCUCCCCUUCUCCCUUCCUCUCUCUCUCUCUUUCUUGCGCAAGUUAUUUGGACAUGAAAUUAUUAGUAUUUAUGUGUUUGUAAUCCAUGGAAUUGUAAUCUUGUUUGUUAUUGAUUUGUUUGUUUUAUUUGUAUUUUUUUUGCAUUUAAAACAAAUGACAAGCGAGAAAUAAUUUUAGGAAAACAAUAAAAUUUUGGGAUCUGAAGAGAAAAUUAAUGUACAAUGCAUAUCUGACAUUGGGAAAGUCAAUUAUUUUCACAAGUGGCUAUUGGACGAAAUGGCUCUUAGACAAAGUGGCCUUUGGACGAAAUGACUCUAAGAUGAAGUGGCUUUCGGACGAAAUGGCUCUUAGACUAUAUAACUGGCUAUUGGACGAAAUGGUUAUUGAGCAAAAUGAUAUUGGACUAAACAGCAUUAGACGACAUAGUCAAUAGACGAAAUGGCAUUGGACUUUUCAUUUUUCACUUGAAUUCAAUUUUUUUCAAUUCAAUUUAUUCAAAUUCCAUUCAAUAAAAAACACAAGAUACAAUAUCAGAGAAGUACAUAAUUGGUAACAAAGCAAUUUAACAUACAUAAAUACAAAAUGAAAUUUGGGAGACUGCAAAAGAUUGAAAGGUCUUGACGAGGCAGACCCCGAGUGCCAUCAUGGCGAGUCAUAGAUAGGUUAAAAUGAUGACAUGAAAAAAAGUACGGAUGUCCUACCCCCCCCCCUCCCCCAUCGGGAACUGGAAACCAGUGUGUAACAAUAUAUAAAUGAUCUGAAUACACUUUAAGAAAAUGAAUUAUGAGUCAUAUGACGAUAUAAUAUGUUUGUUAGCUUACGUUUAAAAGAAUAAAGCUAAGAACAUUCUUUUUUUUUUUACGAGGCAGUGAGUACCAGACAUUGGGUCCUCUAUGUCUAAUGGAUUUGUAGGCAAGUUUACUGAGAUGAAAAUUGUUGGAACCUCUGGUAUUGUGUUCAUGAAUCUGGGUAUUGCGUAUAAACAUUGAAUUAAAAUUGAUUGGAACCAAGUGAUUAGCAUAUGAACAUGAAAUUUGCAGUUUGUAAGAUAUUGAAUAUGCCCAGUUUUUUUUAAAUUGGAUCAGUAUGGGCUAAGUAAGGAGAACCUGUGCAAAUACUUAUGGCUCUUUUCUGAAGUAACAAUAAGGAAUAAACAUUUCUUUUGGUUCCACAACCCCACGCAUUAUUAGCAUAAGAUAAAUAUGAUAAUAUGAAAGAAUUGUACAAUAAUGUAAUAUACUUUGGCACUAACGUAUCUUUAAGUUUAAACAUACCAAUAAUUCUAGAAAUAUGAGUUCUUAGAUGCUGAAAAUGCAAAUUCCAGUUUAAAUGUUGAUCGAGAAUAACACCAAGAAAUUUAACAUUAGUUUUCCUUUCAAUUAGGGUAUUGUCUAUUAAGAUUUGGCACUGGUCUUCCAUAAUCUUUUUGUUUGGGUUGUGAAAUAUAAUAUAAUUUGUUUUACUGAGGUUGAGAGAUAACUUAUUACAUUGUAGCCAGUUAGUUAGUUUACGUAAUUCUACAUUGAUAGUGACGAUCAUUUUAUUAAAAUCAUGAUGAAAAUAUAGAAGUGUCGUAUCAUCUGCAAAUAACACAUAGUAGCUAAGCAUUUCAGAAGACUUUACAAUGUCGUUCAUAUAUAUAUGUCAUAAAAAGAAGCGGCCCAAGUAUGGAUCCUUGUGGGACGCCACACUGGAGCUCUAAAAUUUGUGAUUUAGGUAAGUCGACCUCAGUGUAUUGAAUUCUAUUUUUAAAAUAAUCUUUAAACCAUGCAAGAGGCGUACCCCUUAUACCAUAACAUUCAAGUUUAUGUAUUAAAAUUGAGUGAUCGAGUGUGUCGAACGCUUUUGAAAGGUCCAAAAAUAAUCCAGUUAUAUAUUGUUUUUUUGCAAGGGAUUUAGUUAUUCUAUCGUGUAAGUCCAAAACUACUAAUUCAGUUGAAUGUCGUCUCCUAAAACCAUAUUGGGCGGUGCAAAGUAAUUUGUUUUUGUUAAAAAAAAAUUAUAUACCUGGUUAUGGAAUAUUCUUUCUAAGAUUUUAGAUAAAGAGGGUAAGAUAGAUAUUGGUCGGUAAUUUUCACAUUGGAUCCGAUUUCCCUUUUUUAAUAUUGGUACGACACGUGCUAUUUGAAAAUUGAAAAUAUGACAUAGUUGAUCGGCUAUAAAGACAAUUAUUUGUUUUAAGAUAAAUGAGUUAAUAUCGUCAUGACCACAAGUUUUUGUAUUUUUAAGGGAUUUUACGAUGGAUAUAACUUUAUGUGGUGUUACGGGUUUGAAAAAUAUCGAUUUUUCAGCUCGUUCAUGUAAAAAAAUCUUCAAAAGAGUGCUCAUUGGUUAUAAAAGUUUUUGAUAACGUUGGCCCUAUGUUUACAAAAUAUUUGUUUAAGAUGUUUACAAUUUUCUAUGGGUCACGUGCAUGUCUUUUCUUUUUCAGAGUACAUUUUCUUUUGUGAAUUCUGUUCUUUUACCCCUACCUAAGAUAUUGUUUAAGAUGGACCAGGUAGCAGUCAUAUUUCCCGACACUCUUAAGUUUAUUUGUAUAAUACAUUUUGCGUGAUGCUCUAAUAACGGCUGUUAGUUUAUUACGAUAAGCCUUAAAUAUGUUAUGUUGGACGGUAUAGGAUUGCGUAUAAUCCACUUAUAUAAUCGGUUCUUUUUUCGGAUAUAAUUCAUUAUCGCAUUAGUAAUCCAAGGAUUAUGAAUAUUAUUUUUUCUUUUCUUUUUGAGCAAACAAGGUAUAUUUUUAUCAUAUGCUAUGUUCACAUCAUGUGUUUCUUGAAAUAUAUCUGACUAGGUUUCUUUUAUAAGAUCGAUUUUAAGGGAGUUUAUGUUUUCGAUUGAAUAUUGUCUAUUAAAGUAUUCAUUAGAUUC